Molecule: messenger RNA, 3962 nt
Organism: Pollicipes pollicipes
Lineage: Eukaryota; Metazoa; Arthropoda; Thecostraca; Pollicipedomorpha; Pollicipedidae
Product: zinc finger protein 708-like
Source: RefSeq, a predicted model, not a curated record
CUUGUUUAUCUGUCGGAAUAACCUUGAUGCGUCAGUAUCGCGCCGUCAGUGUGACAGAUCGACGUCGGACCGACGUCUACCGUGAUUUUCGGAGCCAUGAUGUUUUGAAGUAAGAUGGUAAGAUGUUCUGGAAAUGUUGCUGUUUUAUUGCCAUCCCGUAUUGGUAGCUGACGCUUCAAGAGUAAAUUUUGGGCUAACUUUAAGCUGUAUUUGUGUGUAAAAGGUUAACUUAUUUUUAGAGUGAAUUUAAUUAAUGUCUGAGAUAUUAAUCACCUCUAUAAUCAUGGAACAGGAGUAUUGUGUUGACGUCUCAUCAUCUUCAGUAUAUAAUGAUUAUGAUAACGAUGGUGCUGGUGGCUUGCAGUAUGCUGGCACAGCUGCAUAUCCCAACAUAUCUGCACAGCAACGCCGUUCUGCCGAUUCUUUUCACUGUCCCGAUGUCAAGCCUGAUAUCAAGCCAGAUCCGCUGACACUCUCGCCUGCACAAGUGGAUGCCUUCAGCGCGGUCGGUGGCUCGGCUGGGAUAUUAGACGCUCCCCAUGAUAUUAAGCCCGAUCCUUUGGCAUUGUCGGCUUCAGAUGAGGAUCUACUGAAGGCAGCUAAUGGCUUCUCAUCUCGCACGGCAGAUGCUGUUCUCUUUUGUUGUGAGUACCGCAAGUUCGAACGUUCCUAUCAAGAUGGUGUCUCAGAGCAAGACAAAUGCCAGCACCAAGACAAGUCGCUUGGCUCAGCCCUUCCGGAUCAACGAAUCGUUUCAAACAAACAUUGCGCUCAAAGUCAGACUGAAGAGUCUGACCGCUCGAUGAAGUCAACAUUUUGCAACAUUUUAUUGGAGCGAAGCGAUACCCUCGUGUUGCAUGUUCGAAUCCACACAGACCGGAAGCCAAAUGAUCAGGGGAACCAGGCUAACAGCAAGCCGCUCAGUUGUAAAGUCUGUGGGAAGUUACUGAGAUGCCGUCGUAGUUUUACCGAACAUAGUCGGACGCACACUGGUGAAAAGCUUUCCAAUUGUGAGAUCUGUGGGAAGCUGUUCAGUCGACCUGGGCACCUUAAUCGGCACCUCCGUACUCACACAGGUGAAAAUCCGCUCAGGUGUGAGGUCUGUGGGAAGGCGCUCAGUCGGCAUCAAACCCUGGAUAACCACCUCCGCACUCACACGGGUGAAAAACCGUUUAGUUGUGAGGUCUGUGGGAAAGCGUUCGGUCAGUUUGGAAGCCUUACUCGCCACCUCCGGACUCACACAGGUGAAAAACCGUUUAGUUGUGAGGUCUGUGGGAAGGCGUUCAGUCGACCUCGAACCCUGGAUAACCACCUCCGUACUCACACUGGUGAAAAACCGUUUAGUUGUGAGGUCUGUGGGAAGGCGUUCAGUCAACUUGAAAGCCUUAAUAAGCACUUGCGUACUCACAGAGGUGAAAAACCGUUCAGAUGUGAGGUCUGUGGGAAGGCGUUCAGUCAACAUGGAACCCUUAAUAGGCACUUCCGUACUCACACAGGUGAAAAACCGUUCAGUUGUAAUGUGUGUGGAAAGGCUUUCAGUCAACAAUGGGGUCUUACUUGCCACGUCCGUACUCACACAAGUGAAAAGCCGUUCAGGUGUGAGGUCUGUGGGAAGGUUUUCAGGCUGCAUGCCAACUUGACUAACCACUUUCGGAUCCACACAAAUGAAAAACCGUUCAGUUGUAAGAUCUGUGAAAAGGCUUUCAGUCUACAUUGGGGCCUUACUUGCCACCUCCGGACUCACACAGGUGAAAAACCGUUCAGAUGUGAGGUCUGUGGGGAGGCGUUCAGUCAACAUGGGUACCUUACUCACCACCUCCGUACUCACACAGGUGAAAAACCGUUCACGUGUGAGGUCUGUGGGAAGGCGUUCAGUCGACAUGGAAUUCUUUAUAACCACCUCCGUACUCACACAGGUAGGGCGCCGUUCAAGUGUGAAGCCUGUGAUAUGGCCUUUAUGCAACGUUGGGGCCUUACUUGCCACCUUCGGACUCACACAGGUGAAAAGUCGUUUAGUUGUGAGAUCUGUGGGAAGGCGUUUAUUCAACGUGGGGACCUUACUCGCCACCUCCGUACUCACACAGUUGAAAAACCGUUCAGAUGUGAGUUCUGUGGAAAAGCGUUCAGUCAACAUGAAAGCCUUAAUAAGCACUUGCGUACUCACACAGGUGAAAAACCGUUCAGAUGUGAGGUCUGUGGGAGGGCGUUCAGUCAACAUGAAACCCUUAAUAAGCACUUCCGUACUCACACAGGUGAAAAACCGUUCAGAUGUGAGGUCUGUGGGAAGGCGUUCAGUCAACAUGGAACCCUUGAUAGGCACUUCCGUACUCACACAGGUGAAAAACCGUUCAGUUGUAAUGUGUGUGGAAAGGCUUUCAGUCAACAAGUGGGUCUUACUUGCCACCUCCGUACUCACACAAAUAAAAAGCCGUUCAGGUGUGAGGUCUGUGGGAAGGCGUUCAGUCGCCACGGAACCCUUAAUAUUCACCUCCGUAAUCACACAGGAGAGGCGCCGUAGUGUGAAGUUUGUGACAAGUCGUUCAUUCAGAUAGGGAUUGUGACGAAGCAUCUACGGACACGCGCACCGGUGGGAGACCGUUGUGUUCAUGUCUGUGGUAAGGCGUUCAGUACCAAUAGGAAUCUUACGGUGCACAUUCGGAGCCAUACCAGUUAGAAACCAUUCAGUCGUAAUAUCCGAAAUUUACGGCGCACGUUAGUUCACUUCGGUGAAAAAUUAUUUAGCUAUCAACACGCGUCCUGGUGUACGAUCAACUUCGCUCUUCGAAUGCGUUUGAAAUCAACUUCUGAAUGGGACAACCUAGCAGCGCUAAACUUUGCGCAAUGGUAGCCAACUAAAAAGCCGAUCUCUUGCUGCUAAGAAAUGCCGUUUGUCGCAUUAUUUAAGUUAUAAAAAAUUGUUUAAAUAAUUAUCAAAAAAUUAGUGGCACCAUGUAACUUCGUAUGCCGACAUGUUUCAUAGUCAGGCUAUUGGCGUCAUGGAAGACAACUCCGUGGGAAUCGUUUAAUCCUUGGCUGCAGUGGGGUGUUGCACGACCGCAUACAUCUCAGAGACUUUUAAAUACUGUGACCAAAGUUAGGAAUGGGACUAAUCCAUUGACCUUAGGUCACAUAAGGUCAGGUGCGAGGCGAAAACCAGUUUCGUUUGCUACUGGAUUCCUUUAUUUCUUGGAUUGUUUUGGCACCCGUUUCGAGUUUCUUGACUACAGGGAGGCGAACAACUAUGUUAACUUCAAAAGGCCUGAAAAAGUAAGUGACCUAGGAUGACCCCAAUCAAAGUGUUGUGUUUAGGAAAGUUCUUAGCGUAACUCUUGGCGCUACUUAAUGUUUGAAAGUUAGAACGAUACCGCAGGUUUUUGGUUACUUACCUUGUACAGGCCAAACACGGUCAUGAACUUGGAACCAACAACAUGGAAUCUUUGUUAGAAGGAUUAUUCAGGUUAAAUGUGGUAGUAUGGGAAGGGCUGAGGAAUCUUUGGACACCACUGAUGAGUGGCAUUUGAUCUUCAGAUCAUGACCUACUGACCUAAAAGUUUGACCCAAGUGAGCUCUCGUUCACCCCAUCUAUUUGGUGAAUUUAUGGUCUCUCACUCCCUCAGUUGUUGAGAUCUCACUGGGGAAGGGGGGGGGGGGGGGUGGGGUGGCAUUAACCCCUCUCCCACCGAAUUGGUGUCGUAUUGUGGCAUUGGUGCGGUCUUUCGCGCGCGUGUCCAUGGCGGAGAACGUGUUGCUGCGACGAGUGAUGUGCACGCUCACAUUCAUGUCCACUUAUUCUAGAACGCUGCUCAUGGAGCUUGUCACAGCGUAUGUCUGCGGAAAGUUUUAAUUUAUUGUGAAGGAUUUGGAUAUUGUGAAGCAUGGAGUCAUUUUGAAAUAUUUCGGUAUUGUGAAUUAUGUAAACGUUUUAAAAUAGAUUGAUUGAAAUAGAAGGUCAAGUGUUCCGA